CUACAGUGACAUUCAAGUUCUGAUAUUCUUUGUAAGAUCGCGCGAAAAAUUCCAGGCUGUGCGUUAUCGAAAGAGUGAUUCUACGGGAAAAGAAUUUCGAACGUGCGCGUUUCGAAGGCGCGGUCGUUUUUUUUUUUUUUUUUUGUAGCGUUGUUCUAAAAAUAAAAGGGACCCAUAUCUCAGUGGCCGACCAGACUGCUACGUGGAGGAAAGGAAAGCCGCCAAAUGGUCUGGCGUGGUGUCGUCGUCGAGAGUGCACGUAUUUACGCACGUGCGUGAAGGGCACGCACCGGCUGUCGCGCAUACCCGCAAAGCACGCAGACGCGCCAAUCAAUAUCGAGCUAUACCGGGUGUACACCCCGUCCGUCGCGAUCGUCAGUCUCAGCCAGUCACUAUCAGCAGCUACCCAACCACACCUUCCGAGGUCGACUCGCCGUCAUCAGUUUCAACCCCCUUCGUUAGGUACGAAGAGAGUCACAUCGCCUGGUCCGUAUCCGUAUCCAGAAUACGCAAGCUAGCCGGAUUGCCGUUACAUCUCGUAUCCUGUGUUGCGAAACGUCAGCACGGGCGAAAAGAUCCAAAAGCUAUAAAAGGAAGACCGAGAUCUAAAAAAAGAUGGAAAUGAAAGGGCGAGUUGCCCUGGUGACAGGAGCUGCAUCCGGCAUCGGCAAAGCGUACGCCGUUGAACUCUUGAAUCAGGGUGCCAAGGUUGCUGUAUGUGACAUUAAUACCGAAGAAGGCGAAAAACUGGUGGAGUCGUUAGCCGCGAAAUACGGCAAAGAUCGCGUGAUCUAUUCGCAAUGUGACGUCACGGAUUAUCCACAAUUCGAAGAAUCGUUUCAGACAACGAUCGCAGAAUUCGGUCAUAUUGAUAUCGUUAUCAACAAUGCUGGUAUCAUGAAUGACCGAUUUUGGGAGCUUGAAGUAGACAUUAAUCUUAACGGGGUAAUACGCGGCACUUUGCUUGCUCAACGAUUUAUGGGCACGGACAGAGGUGGUCAGGGUGGUGUCGUUAUCAAUACCGGCAGCAACGUCAGCAUCAAUCCUUACGUCAGCGUGCCAAUUUAUUCCGCGACAAAAGCGGCCAUCGUCAGCUUCACCAGAGCUUUUGGGGAUCAGUAUCACGUGGAUCUGACGGGUGUUAAGGUGAUGGCACUCUGUCCAGGUGCCACGGACACGAAAUUAGUGCGAGACGUUAAUAGGAAGCUCCUCGUGCCUCGAUACGAAGUUGCUUGGCAAAGAGAUUCCGCUUCAUCAGUUCCGCAAAGGGCGGAACACGUGGCGAAGGCGUUGAUACACGUUCUGAGCACCGGCAAGAGCGGAAGCGUGUGGCUGGUGGAGAAGGAUCAACCGCCGCACGAGAUCAGUUUCGCGAAAAAGCGAAGAUACUUUUUGCGGGUAAUAAGCUCUUCGAUCGUGUCUGCGAUGGAGAUUCAGGAGAAAACCGUGCUUAUCACCGGGGCGGCUAAUGGAAUCGGUUAUUGCACCGCUCGAGAAUUGCUGCGAAGUGGAGCGAAGGCUGUCGCAAUCGUAGAUCUGCCAGAUUCGAACGGUGAAAAUGUUGUGGAGGAGUUGGAGAAGGAAUUCGGCGCGAAUCGCGCGAUUUUUCUCGCCGGAAACGUGACGAAGACCGAAGAGCUUACAACUUGUUUCGAGAAGGCGGUGGAAUCACUUGGCACGCUGGACAUUGUCAUCAAUAACGCCGGUAUAAUGAAUGACGCGGAUUGGGAACCGAUGAUUGACGUUAAUUAUAAUGGAAUUGUUCGCGGCACGUUACUGGGUCUGAAUCACAUGGGAAAGCACAAAGGUGGGAACGGUGGUACCGUCGUCAAUAUGUCCUCUAUCGCGGGCUUGCAGAGCAAUCCGAUCGCGCCGAUCUACGCCGGGACGCAGUUCGGUGUUGUCGGAUUCACAACUUCGUUACAGAAGUUUUACGAGAAAACAGGCGUACGUGUGUUAGUGAUAUGUCCCGGUCUCACGAACACCGGUUUGGCCAACAAGUUCAUGUCGAGCAAAAUUUACGCGAUGGAUAUCGUCGACGACGAGAUCGCUGCCAGAGAGAUGACGACAAUGGAGAUCCAACCACCUGAGCAAGUGGCGACUGCUAUCGUGGAAUUGAUUGAGAAGGGUGAAAACGGCGCGGUCUUCGUCAGCGAAAACAAUCAGCCUCCGUACGCCGUGAAAUUACCACCUUACGCCGAUCUGAAAGUUUCGGUAUAAAAGUUAAAAUUCACGGCAAGUUGUCUUUGGUACGAAUCGCACAAACAAAAUAUUGUCUAUAUUAUAUUAUAUAAACUAUUAGUUUUUCUCUUUGAAAAACAAAUGAUAUUCUUUCUCUCAUAUAUCGCCGCUUGUACUUUGUAUUAAAACUGAAAUAGUUGUUAUUAUUAUUGAUACAAGCAAUAUUCAACAGAGUAUAAUAUAAUAUUUAAUAGAUGUGUUAGAAACGUAAUAGCAAAUAAUAGUUUAGCAAAGCAGCUAAUAUAUAUAUAUAUAA
Messenger RNA from Pseudomyrmex gracilis, 2497 nucleotides. RefSeq names its product peroxisomal hydratase-dehydrogenase-epimerase-like. The transcript has 15 exons. Bases 616 to 2220 code for a protein of 534 amino acids. The record is from RefSeq and is a predicted model, not a curated record. NCBI's taxonomy places the organism in Eukaryota, Metazoa, Arthropoda, Insecta, Hymenoptera, Formicidae. Gene Ontology annotation, cellular component: cytoplasm. Gene Ontology annotation, molecular function: oxidoreductase activity, acting on the CH-OH group of donors, NAD or NADP as acceptor.